AUGAUAUUUAAACUUUUUAGAUUUACGAGUUCCUCUGAAGAAGAGAUUAAUAAAAAACCAAAUACACAAACAAUUGAAAUAAAAAAAGAAACUGAUUUAAUAGACGGUUGUGAAUUUGAAAGUGUAAUUACUAUUGAAAAUGAUCCUAUGGAAUUAAUAUUACAUCAAAAACCAAAACAUAUGAUAUGUAAAAAAUCAUUUAUUCAUAAAUCAAAUUUGUUAGUACACACAAGAAUUCAUAAUAGGGAAAAACUAUUUAAAUGUAAGAUAUGUGAAGUAUCAUUUACUAGUUCGAGCAGUUUAAAUAGACAUAAGUUAAUUCAUACAGAAGGAAGGCUUCACAAAUGUGAGGUAUGUAAAAAAUCAUUCAUACAAAAGUCAAAUUUGUUAGUACACACAAGAGUUCAUACGGGAGAGAAACCAUAUACAUGUGAGGUAUGUGAAGUAUUAUUUUCUACUUCGGGCAGUUUAAAUAGACAUAAGUUAAUUCAUACAGAAGAAAAGCCCUACAAAUGUGAAAUAUGUGAAAAAUCAUUUAGACAUAAAUCAACUUUGUCCGAACACACAAGGAUUCAUACUGGAGAAAAACCUUACAAAUGCGAUGUUUGUGGAAUAUCUUUUUAUUCUAUGUCCAAUUUAUUGCAACAUAAGUUUAUUCAUACUGGAGAGAAACCGUUUAAAUGUGAUGUUUGUAAACUAUCAUUUAAUCAAUUAUCUAAUUUAAAGCGGCACAAGUUCAUUCAUAUUGAAGAAAAGCCCUACAAAUGUGAGGUAUGUAAAAAAUCAUUUAGACGUAAAUCAAAUUUGUUGGUUCACUCGGGGAUUCAUACUCGUUAG
Messenger RNA from Cinara cedri, 837 nucleotides. Lineage: Eukaryota; Metazoa; Arthropoda; Insecta; Hemiptera; Aphididae. The record is from the annotation of a GenBank genome assembly.